CAUUUAGUUAUCUAGGUUUAUAAAACCUAGCCCCAGGUUCCAGUUAAAUACCUUAAUUGGUUAUUAUUGUAUAAUUAUUAUUGUAUACUUGUGUAAUUUUAUUUUUAAGACCAAAAGAAAAAUAUAUGUAAAUAAUGUCAUCCAAGGUCAAUGUUUUAAGACUUGAGUUUAACUGGUUACUAACAGAUGAAGUUUCUUCAAUACUUGCCCAGUUGAAAGAAAUAAUUCAAAGCUGUUUAAGCAGAUUCAAAAUGCCACUUGGUAUGUCUGCUACAGAUACAAGUAAAGGAAGUAAUUUACCUUUUAACAACUCUGAGCUUGUGAAAGGUUGGAUAAAUGUAGCAGGUGAACAUGUUAUGAAAGCUGAGUUGAAAUUUAAAAUCCCUAAAUUUGGAAGCGCUGGUAUUGGAACUUUUAUAUUUGAACAAUGUCCUUGGAAAUUGCAACAGCUGCUAGAAACUCACAAUCAUCUUCAAAUGGCUUUUGAUGAAAUACUAGAGCGAGAAUGUUGUGGUAAAUUCACUUCUGGGGAGCAAGUGGAAGAGCUGAUGAAUACUCUAAUGGGGUCUUUGAAUAGAGCAAAAACAUGCAUGCUAGUUCCAGAAAAAUUGGUUUUAGCUGAACUGUUUAACUCCAGUCAACAGCGUGUUUUCAAUCCAUCUAUUCCUGAAGAAUUAAUCAUCUUUUUUAAUGUCAAUUGUGAUAAAGUUGUUCUUUCUGUAUAUGUCUUGAACUCACUUACUAGUGCUCCAAGUCAAAAAGUUCUAAUUCAAGAUCAAUCAACCAUUGGUCAUCAGUUUGAAACUCACAAUAAAUGGUAUGAAGUCAUUAACAAAGCUGAGGUUAUUUGCUCAGUACCAUGGUUAAAAGACCUUAUAGUUUGGAUCAACACUGCUCUUCAGUUGUGCCAACAACUAAAAGACAAAAUUGCCAUUUUCCAUACAUUGUUGCCAGACUUGGUCUUGAAAGAAGAUUCGGACUGAAAAAAUAGUAUAAAAUAUAUAGCACUCAAAAAUGUAGGCAUGAAAGUAAAUAAUAAACUUUUAUGCAUUAGUUUUGUUUGUUUAUUUUUUUUGUGUGUUGUUUUUUUUUCAUCUAGUUUGCUUUUUAUCUAUCUAGUUUGCUCAAUUUGACAAUUUAUAUAAAAGAUUAUUUUACUAAAAAUGAUAUUUAAAAAUAUAUAUUUAUUUUUUUA
This is a messenger RNA of Hydra vulgaris (swiftwater hydra), 1195 nucleotides long. Its product is annotated as protein rogdi homolog. The record is from RefSeq and is a predicted model, not a curated record. Gene Ontology annotation, cellular component: RAVE complex. Lineage: Eukaryota; Metazoa; Cnidaria; Hydrozoa; Anthoathecata; Hydridae.